AUGCUGUCACGAAAGUCUCGAAACAUUAGAGAAAUAUUAACGAAUGUUAAUAUUAAAUCAGGAAAAUCUGAACAUCGAUUCAAUUUGCAACAAUUAGAUAAUCAAUUAAAAGGAUGCGAAUAUUAUACGAAGUUGAAAUUAACUGAACCCGGAAGACAACUUAUAUAUAAAGGCACAAUGAAGAAAAGAUAUUGUGCAGGAGAAUCAUCUGAUCUUCAAGUUUUCUUGUUUGAUCAUGUUUUAUUAAUGGUGAAAAUAAAAGAAGUUGAUAAAAUAGAGCAAUAUAAAAUAUAUCGAAAGCCGAUUCCUCUAGAAUUGCUUGUUACAUCUGUAACUGAAAAUAUUCAAAAAAUUUCUAAACCGACUUCGAUUUUUCCAGCCAAAGCUCCCGCUAUCAUAAACAGUAUUCGUGAUAAGCAAUAUGCAUUGACCUUUACCUGCAUAGGGAAGAAAGGAUUUUCAGUUACAUUAUAUGCGUCUACAAUUAUAAGUCGUAAUAAAUGGAUAGAACAUAUUGAAAAGCAACAACAGUUUUUGCUUGAUCGAACUCAAGUUUUUGAGAAAACUACUUUUUUAGAUGGAAAAUAUUUCGUUGGCACAAAUAAAGUUAAUUGUGUUGCUUUUUUUGAUGAUUAUCAAAAAUUGGCACUUGGUACAGAGGAAGGUGUUUAUGUUGCAGAUAUUGGACAAAAUCCAAAACAGCCUAUUCAGGUUUUGCAUUUAGAAAAAGUAUCUCAAAUUGCGGUAAUAGAAGAGUUUCGAUUACUUUUAAUUUUGGCUGAUAAAAUAUUCUAUUGGCUUCCAGUUGAAGCUUUGGACCCUGGAGAUACAAAUAAUUCUAAUAAGAAACCGCGUAAGAUCACUUCGAAUGCAAAUUUCUUCAAAUAUGGAGUAUGCUUAGAUAAAACAUUAAUAGCAGUGGUUAGAACUUACGGUUUGGCGCAAUCAACUAUAAAGACAUUUGAACCAAUUGAACAAAGCAUCAAGAGUAAAAUAAAAGGUUCCAUAUUAAAUGAAGCUCUUAAAGCAUAUAAGGUCUUCUAUAUACCCCGUAAAUCAAUAUCAAUCCAUUUUUUGAAAAAGAGUCUAUGUGUGGGAUGUACAAAAGGAUUUGAGAUUAUAAAUAUGGAAACUCUUACAACCCAAACUCUAUUAGAUCCUGCUGAUGCUACUCUUGAUUUUGUUCAAAAGAGAGAAAAUGUCAAACCAAUUGCGUUAUUUAGAACUCCUAAUAGUCGUGGUGAUCGCUUGUUAUGUUACGAUG
This is a messenger RNA of Ambispora gerdemannii, 1264 nucleotides long. The record is from the annotation of a GenBank genome assembly. Lineage: Eukaryota; Fungi; Glomeromycota; Glomeromycetes; Archaeosporales; Ambisporaceae.